This is a messenger RNA of Protobothrops mucrosquamatus (brown spotted pit viper), 1727 nucleotides long. RefSeq names its product DNA primase large subunit. The transcript has 10 exons. Gene Ontology annotation, biological process: DNA replication, synthesis of primer. The record is from RefSeq and is a predicted model, not a curated record. The annotation marks the transcript as partial. Gene Ontology annotation, cellular component: alpha DNA polymerase:primase complex. NCBI's taxonomy places the organism in Eukaryota, Metazoa, Chordata, Lepidosauria, Squamata, Viperidae.
GGAGGAGCUUAAGAGAUGGUUUAUCCAACAAGAAAUGGACCUCUUCCGUUACAGAUUUAAUCAGCUAUCUCAUUCUUUAGUUGAAAGGUUUCUUCAGUAUGCUAACUUGGGGUAUGAUAUUCUUCCAGAAACUGAAAAGCUGAACAUGGCAGACAAACUAAUCAAUGCAACACCUGGAAUUGGUGUCAAUGAACUGAAAAAUAAUGUCUUCUAUAAGGUCUCUUUCUGUGAUGCUGUGGAUUUAGUUCGUGUAAGAAAAGUUUACUUGCUUGGUGGAUAUGCCUGUGUUCCUCAGCAGGAUUUUGUUACCAUUGUCCUGAACAAUUACAGAACCAAACUAUCAAAAGCUCUGGCCCUAACAGCACGAUCACUGCCUAUAGUACAAACUGAUGAGAGACUUCAACCCCUGCUCAAUCACCUCAGCCAUGCAUAUGUUGGUCCAGAUUAUAAUAUUGAAAAAGCAAUGGGCAAAAUUUCAUUGGAACAAAUUGAUGCUCUUUCGGUUAAAUCAUUUCCUCUCUGCAUGCGCCAGCUCCACAAAGCUCUGCGUGAUAACCAUCAUCUCCGUCAUGGAGGCCGUAUGCAAUAUGGCUUAUUCCUCAAGGGCAUUGGCUUAACACUAGAGCAAGCUCUGCAGUUCUGGAAAUCUGAAUUCAUCAGAGGAAAGGUAGACGCAGACAAGUUUGAUAAAGGAUAUGCUUACAGCAUCCGGCAUAACUAUGGAAAAGAAGGCAAGAGAACGGAUUAUACUCCAUACAGUUGCAUGAAAAUUAUCCUGUCCAAUCUCCCAGGCCAAGGGGAUUAUCACGGAUGCCCAUUUCGCCACAGUGACCCAGAGCUGCUGAAGCAGAAGCUUCAGUCAUAUAAAAUACCUCCUUCUGGAAUCAGUCAGAUUUUGGACUUGGUGAAAGGUAUGCAUUAUCAGCUGGCCUGCCAAAAAUACUUUGAACUGACUCAUGAUGUCAAAGAAAUUGGUUUUUCUCUGAGCCAUCCCAAUCAGUACUUUAUAGAAAGUCAGCAGCUACUUGGUGGCACCAAAGAAAUAAAAAAAGAUGAAAGGCAGCUUGAAAGCUCCCACGUGAAACCCAGCAGCGGGACACGGGCAGAUAUACCUACGGCUCCCUCUUUAAGUACCACAGAAGAAAUGGAACUGGAGGGACUUGAGGAUUACUUUGCUGAAGAUUAAAUAAUUUUAUCAUUUUUCUGGUUACUUCCUAUAAUCUUCGUAUAUUACAAAGCGGUGCCGUGUAAAUGAUGUAUAAAGACAUUGUAAAUGUGCGGAGUUGAGUUCUACAUAGAAAGUGUGGAACGGUAUAUUGUGAUAUAAAAUAGUUUGAAAAACAGACAUUUCUUGUAAGCACAAAAAUAAGUUGCAAGAUUGAGCAAUAAAAUAGUUCAAGUCACAUUUCUGUUUCCAUGGGCAAAUGCUAGAGUUGUAGGCUUUCCAUCAUACAGUGUUACCCUAUUUCAUUCUCUUUUAACUCCAAGUCUUUUUUCUUGAUAGAACUGAUUUUGAAAUAUAGAGAAAUGCAGACAUUUAUAAUGCAGUUUAGGUCAUUCAUGCAAGAUCUAUUGUAUCAUAAACAAUUCAUGAUUACUUUAUGAAUUCCUCUUAAAAUGCAAAAUCUUCUUGCUGUGAUUUCAAGCAGCAAAGCCUGUUUCAAAAGGAAACAAGAUUUUAAAUGCAUGUUGUUAAAUUUACAGAUUAAAGCCUGUACAAUUAAAAA